AUGUUGGAGGGACAUCAAGUUUUAGGCUUUGGCUUCUUUGUAAUUGGUUUGUGGCACUUCUUCAACACCAUCAAGCUCCAUGCUCUUUGUUCCAAGUCCUUCACAUCAACCCUAUGGUUUCCCACCACAAAGUCAAGAUAUUUGGAGCUCUACUUUGUCAUGGCAAGCAGCGCAAUCUUCAUUUCCCUUGAGCUCUUCAUCGCUCCCGUUCAUCACCAACCAUUUGACCCUGAUGGAACCAUUCCCACGAACCAUCUCCAUAAUUUUGAACACUCCUCCAUGGCCAUGUCCUUCUUGAUCUAUGCCAUCUUUGCCCUAGUUCUUGAUGCAAAAUGCUCCAAAGCUCAGCAUGAGUUAACUCAUUUCUUAGGAUCCUUAGCUUUUGCACAAGAAUAUUUUCUUAUGCGCGUUCACUCCAGAAUUGGAUUAGAAGGCCAAUACCACUACUUCUUGCAACUUCUGAUCCCUGUUUCUUUUAUCACAACGCUCAUGGGAAUUGGCUACCCUAAGAGCUUCAUGGUCAGCUUUGUUCGUUCUCUGAGCAUAGUCUUCCAAGGUUUGUGGCUUAUGAUCGCAGGGUUUCUGCUUUAUACACCCGGGUUUCAACCCAAAGGGUGCGUCACGCACCUUAAAGAAUAUAAGGUCACAUGCAAUGAUGAUAAGGCUCAUCACCGUGCUGUUGCAUUGGUGAACAUUCAAUUCAGUUGGCUGUUGAUUGGAGUCACCAUUUUCGCUAUGUCUUUCUACAUGUUUCUGAUUAGAAUAUAUGGUGCUAAAGUGGAGUAUGUUUCCUUGAGAAAGGAGGAAUAUUACCCUGAAGAAGAUGGCUCAAACAUUGACGCUGAAUCCCAAAAGAAAAGCUUGGAAGAGAAAAUUUAA
Molecule: messenger RNA, 879 nt
Organism: Sphenostylis stenocarpa
Lineage: Eukaryota; Viridiplantae; Streptophyta; Magnoliopsida; Fabales; Fabaceae
Source: the annotation of a GenBank genome assembly